UUCCGGGGCGGAGCCAGGCCGCGUCAGGCCACGUCAUCUUCGGGCUCCCGCUGCCAGCCGGGCAGUGGACGGUGGGAAGCGACAUGGCGGCGCCGGCCAGCAUUCGGGAGCGACAAACAGUGGCCCUGAAGCGAAUGUUAAAUUUCAAUGUGCCUCAUGUUAAAAACAGCACUGGAGAACCGGUAUGGAAGGUCCUCAUUUAUGACAGAUUCGGCCAAGAUAUCAUCUCUCCUCUGCUGUCUGUGAGGGAGCUGAGAGACAUGGGGAUCACUCUGCAUCUCCUUUUGCACUCUGACCGAGAUCCAAUUCCAGAUGUUCCUGCAGUGUACUUCGUGAUGCCAACCGAAGAAAAUAUUGACAGACUAUGCCAGGAUCUUCGAAAUCAGCUCUAUGAAUCCUAUUAUUUAAAUUUUAUUUCUGCGAUUUCAAGAAGUAAACUGGAAGAUAUUGCAAAUGCAGCAUUGGCAGCUAGUGCAGUAACACAAGUUGCCAAGGUUUUUGACCAGUAUCUCAAUUUUAUUACAUUGGAAGAUGACAUGUUUGUAUUAUGUAAUCAAAAUAAGGAGCUUGUUUCAUAUCGUGCCAUUAAUAGGCCAGAUAUAACAGACACAGAAAUGGAAACUGUUAUGGACACUAUUGUUGAUAGCCUCUUCUGCUUUUUUGUUACAUUAGGUGCUGUUCCCAUCAUCCGAUGCUCGAGAGGAACAGCAGCAGAAAUGGUGGCCGUGAAACUUGAUAAGAAACUUCGGGAGAAUCUAAGAGAUGCAAGAAACAGCCUUUUUACAGGUGAUCCACUUGGAACUGGCCAAUUCAGCUUCCAAAGGCCCUUAUUAGUCCUUGUCGACAGAAACAUCGAUUUGGCAACGCCUUUACACCACACGUGGACAUACCAAGCGCUGGUACAUGAUGUGCUGGAUUUCCAUUUAAACAGAGUAAAUCUGGAAGAAUCUACAGGAGUGGAAAAUUCUCCAGCUGGUGCUAGACCAAAGAGGAAAAACAAGAAGUCUUACGAUUUAACUCCAGUUGAUAAAUUUUGGCAGAAACAUAAAGGAAGCCCCUUCCCAGAAGUUGCAGAAUCAGUCCAACAAGAGCUAGAGUCCUACAGAGCACAAGAAGAUGAGGUCAAACGACUAAAAAGCAUUAUGGGACUAGAAGGAGAGGAUGAAGGAGCCAUCAGCAUGCUUUCUGAUAACACUGCUAAGCUCACAUCAGCUGUCAGUUCUUUGCCAGAACUCCUUGAAAAGAAAAGACUUAUUGAUCUCCAUACAAAUGUUGCCACUGCUGUGUUAGAACACAUAAAGGCAAGAAAACUGGAUGUGUAUUUUGAAUAUGAAGAAAAAAUAAUGAGCAAGACUACUCUGGAUAAGUCCCUCCUCGACAUCAUAUCUGACCCUGACGCAGGAACUCCGGAAGAUAAAAUGAGGCUGUUUCUUAUCUAUUACAUAAGCACGCAACAAGCACCUUCUGAGGCUGAUUUGGAGCAGUAUAAAAAGGCUUUAACAGAUGCAGGAUGCAACCUUAGCCCUUUACAGUAUAUCAAACAGUGGAAGGCUUUUGCCAAGAUGGCCUCAACUCCUGCCAGCUGUGGAAACCCUACCACUAAACCAAUGGGUCUCUUAUCCCGAGUCAUGAAUACAGGAUCACAGUUUGUGAUGGAAGGCGUGAAGAACCUGGUAUUGAAGCAGCAGAAUCUACCCGUUACUCGAAUUCUGGACAACCUCAUGGAGAUGAAGUCAAACCCUGAAACUGAUGAUUAUAGAUAUUUUGAUCCCAAAAUGCUGCGGAGCAAUGACAGGAUGCUGUUACAUAAGAAAUCCUAAUAGUAGCUGUCACUGCCCGGAGAGAGUUUGACAGCAAAUGGUAGAACAGGGCAAUGAGUACUGACCUUGAGUGGGACAGGGUCUUCCAGUGAUGGGAUAUUUGUACAUACACCAAAACCCAGGGUCACUCGCUUCAAAAGAGAAUGUGUAACUCUUGUCUGUACUAGUAAUUCUUGACUACACAUACCUAAGCAGCAGCCAUGGAAGCUGAGGAUGUUUAACCCUAAAUGAAGCACUCAUUAUCAUGUGUGAUAAUGAGAAGGGAUGUCAUCGCUAAGACUAACAGGCUCAGAGCAUUGAUUCAGCAGCCUUUUCCUAUGCUGUCCUAUCCCAAACCAUGGUCAUUAAAAAGUCAUGAUACUGUGCUAUUUAAAUCUUAGUUCUCACUGUCUUCUCUCUACCUCCGAAGAACUUAAACCUCUAGAAUUAACACUAUUGAGACAUUUUGAUCAGAGGACAUCUAUCUCUUUCUGUAGAGUAUAGAACCUUUAAACAGGCCAUAGAAGUGAGAAAAGAUGGUAGAGGUCUACUCACCCACUAAACAGUCUACAUUUGAGGAAACUGAAAUUCUCCUUACCGCACUGUGCAUUCCUGGGUUAUGUAAUACUCAAAUACAAAUCCAAUCUGUAAAAACGAGGAAAGAUGUGUUUAGCAAAGAUUUCUCAGAGGCCAGUGAAGUAUUUUAAAAAAUAUAUGAUGUGUGAUAAAUAAGAAGCUAAAGCAGAAUGCAGAUCUCUCCUCGCACUUUCGCUGCCCAGACUGAGGUACACACAAAGGUUCACUCAGAUUUUCUGCAAAAGAUGACCGCAAGCUCUGUUAGUGUUUGAGUGUGGAGAAAGUAACUUGCUUUAUUGCUUCACCUGCCCCCAACUUCCUUUCCUUUGCUUAGAGGCUAUUGAUCAGCCUUCUACAAUUUAUUUCAAGGUUGUUAGUGGGUUGUCCCAUUCCCUUUUAGACAUUGAGAUGUCUACCUUCUAGCUCCUUCCUCUACAAAACUGAAGAGCCCCCUGCUUCCCAAGAAGGUGGACCUGGAGUACCUUCUUAAUGCUGCUCACAGGCGCACAGGAAUGUGCACCCCAUUCCCAUCCUAUCCAUAAAAGAAGCCAAGGAUGAGAUUUUCAGUGCACUUUCUCUUUA
Meriones unguiculatus (Mongolian gerbil) is the source of this 2957-nucleotide messenger RNA. RefSeq names its product sec1 family domain containing 1 (gene Scfd1). The coding region runs from base 84 to 1820 and encodes 578 amino acids. Gene Ontology annotation, biological process: endoplasmic reticulum to Golgi vesicle-mediated transport; intracellular protein transport. The transcript is spliced from 22 exons. The record is from RefSeq and is a predicted model, not a curated record. Gene Ontology annotation, cellular component: Golgi membrane; cytosol. Gene Ontology annotation, molecular function: syntaxin binding. NCBI's taxonomy places the organism in Eukaryota, Metazoa, Chordata, Mammalia, Rodentia, Muridae.